AUGAUAAGAAUCGAAUAUGAUAAUCCAUAUUUGUUAAAAUAUAAAACAAGCUAUGCUGAUACAAGUUAUAAAAUUAUUGAUACCAGAAAAAAAUGCAGAAAAACUUUUAAAGACUUAAAAUUGUGUGCUUUACAGAAUACACCAAAAAUUAGUCAAGAGAAAAAGAAAGACUUAUUAGCAUUAUUUAACUCACAUGCAAUUCCUAAAAACCAUUGGGCAUUUUAUCAACAAUUAGAAGUAGACUCAAAAAAUUCAAAAAGAAUUGUUGAUACUGAUAGUGAAACUUAA
Molecule: messenger RNA, 288 nt
Organism: Macrosiphum euphorbiae (potato aphid)
Lineage: Eukaryota; Metazoa; Arthropoda; Insecta; Hemiptera; Aphididae
Source: the annotation of a GenBank genome assembly